Molecule: messenger RNA, 354 nt
Organism: Ascochyta rabiei
Lineage: Eukaryota; Fungi; Ascomycota; Dothideomycetes; Pleosporales; Didymellaceae
Product: Cullin-RING-type E3 NEDD8 transferase
Exons: 3
Coding region: 1-354 (117 amino acids)
Biological process (GO): protein ubiquitination; ubiquitin-dependent protein catabolic process
Cellular component (GO): nucleus; cullin-RING ubiquitin ligase complex
Molecular function (GO): ubiquitin protein ligase activity; cullin family protein binding; zinc ion binding
Source: RefSeq, a predicted model, not a curated record
AUGGCGGACGUCGACAUGGCAGAUGCGCCUACACCCAAGACCAAGGUCGCCAAGGCCGGCGCCAGCACCGACAGCAGCGACAAGAAGCGCUUCGAGGUCAAAAAGUGGAACGCAGUGGCGCUCUGGGCGUGGGACAUUGUGGUGGACAACUGCGCCAUCUGCCGCAACCACAUCAUGGACCUCUGCAUCGAGUGCCAGGCCAACCAGGCCUCUGCUACCAGCGAAGAGUGCACGGUCGCGUGGGGCAUCUGCAACCACGCCUUCCACUUCCACUGCAUCUCGCGAUGGCUCAAGACGCGACAAGUGUGUCCGCUCGACAACCGAGACUGGGAGUUCCAGAAGUACGGUCGGUAG